CAUAAAUAUCCCGCGUGUCGCAUUGUUUUUUUUAUAUGAUGUCUUUUUGCUUUCACUAUCAGUUUGUGAUUAAACAGAGUGACCUUAGAGAGCAGGUCCCAGUAUGACGAGCUGUCUGUCAGCACGCAGACUUGUGUGUUGUGUUAUUUACUGCUUCACUGUGAACCUUCAGGCUGAACACGUGAACCACACCGUUCAGACGCGAGCUCACGCGCACAAGCGGUCCGGUUUGUCCGGGUUCGACCCCGGAGAUCCGGCUCCACCUUUCAGUGUAAAAACCCUAAACGGGGAGUUUGUUUAUCCUCCCACAGAGACGUCUGAUCACUCCGUGAUAAUCCACGCGUUCACCAAUAAAUCCGCUUUCCUGGAGUGUCUCUGGACGUCCAAGUCCUCCGUGUCCGAUCUGAUCCAGUUCCUUCCGCUCAGUGCUGAAGUUCUCUUCGUGUCUCUGGAUGAUUCUGCAGCUCAGGAUGUGAUGUGGAUGAGAGAGCAGGUGUACAGAGUGGCUGUAGAGUCGGGACACAGGGGUAAAGAAAUAUUAUCCAGGCUUCAUUUCUCCCCCAUCCCUGUCUACGCCCUGGGGAACUGGAUACCCAGAGUUCUCUACUCGUGGGGAUGCGGCGGACACAACUGCGGUUUGGCGCAAGCGGUGUUCACUAGUCCAGACUGGAACCUUCCGGUGAUCACGAAGCGCCUGAACGCCAGGUACGACUGGCUGAAUGGACGCUGGGAAAAAGUGCAGUACAUCCUGGUCGGCGCGGGCGACGGAUGCCAGCCCUUUCCUGCGGCUGCCGGAGCCGUGGCCUGGGUCUCUGAAAGCGGCUGCUCGUUUUUCACAAAGAUUAAAGCCAUGGCUGAUUCCAAAGCGGUCGGUGUGCUGAUUUAUGCAUUACCUGGCAACCCAAUCCAGGAUAUGAACUGCGCUGGAGAUGAGUGUAACACCACGCUGAAUAUUCCUGCCUCUAUGCUGCACUAUGAGCCUGCUGUAGCUCAGGGACUAGCCUCAGGGAAACCGGUGAAUGUGACGUUCCAGCUCACUCCAUCUCCCAACUUUUUUAUGGCGAUUGACAAGCAGGGGAUGCUGGCAGAAAUGGGCUGGUUCCUGUAUCCUACAUUCCGCUUCAUAAGCUGGCAGGCAGAGUGGUUUGACUUCAACGCCAACUUGCUGGAGCGCGUUAAACGUCCCGCUGCUGUCGUUCCUGUGUUUAAUAACACACUGAUGCAGGGAGAAGCAGGAGCUCAGGCUGUGGUCGAGCUUCCCAAAGACUUGCUGCAGUUUGAUGUUGUGGAGCUGGACGCGGCGUUGGCGUGUCCCGGCCGCAGGGACGAGACGUGCGCUCACUGGGAUCACACGGUGCAGCUGUUUGUCUGCUGUGAUCGCUUUAGUCCCCACUGUAACAUGGAGCUGGGGCGCUGGAUCACCGCCUUCCGCAGAGGAACGGGCCGGUGGCUGACGGACGUAUCUCCGCUCCUCCCUCUGCUGAACAGUGAGCGCUGUGCUCUGGUCAUGAAGACGCCACCGUGGGCCAUGCCAUGGAUCACAUCCCUCAACCUGCGCUUCAGCCACAACAACAGCUCGGGAAAUACCUCAGAGAAGCUGUACCCUUUCGAGCUGAUGUUUCUGUACAAGGGCGGAACCUUCGACAAGGAUUACAACUCCAGAUUCCAGGAGAUCAAGUUCACCGUUCCGCCUUCGACGAAAAAGGUCGAACUGUACGCCGUGAUCACGGCCCACGGCAGCGACAAUAACAAUUGUGGAGAAUUCUGCGUGACGUCACACUUCUUCCUCGUCAACAGCGUCCACAACAAUUCACUCACAUUCGACUCUGCCGAUUUGCCGCUGGGCUGCGCCAUGCGUGUGGGUGAGGGGGCGGUGCCUAACGAACACGGCACCUGGCUGUAUGGUCGCGCCGGCUGGUGUGACGGACUGCAGGUGGAUCCCUGGAGGGUCGAUCUCACGCCACAGCUUGACCUCAGCACUUCCAACACCAUCCUCUACUUCGGACUCUACGACGGCCGGAACCCCAGUCCAACCCGAGACCCGGGUUACAUCAUCAUGUCCUCUUAUCUCAUUUUUUAUAAAUGAAUAAACAGAACAUUAAGAAAAA
This is a messenger RNA of Tachysurus vachellii, 2108 nucleotides long. RefSeq lists its product as uncharacterized. The record is from RefSeq and is a predicted model, not a curated record. The transcript is spliced from 12 exons. The coding region runs from base 104 to 2086 and encodes 660 amino acids. Lineage: Eukaryota; Metazoa; Chordata; Actinopteri; Siluriformes; Bagridae. Gene Ontology annotation, molecular function: oxidoreductase activity, acting on paired donors, with incorporation or reduction of molecular oxygen, reduced ascorbate as one donor, and incorporation of one atom of oxygen.